AUGGACGAUGCCGCCGUCCUUAAAAAAAGAGGCUAUGCCAUGGGGGCAAAUUUAGGAGAAGGGUCUUACGCAAAGGUGAAAUCUGCCUUCUCUGAACGAUUGAGAUUUGAUGUUGCGGUAAAAAUCAUAGACCGAAGAAAAGCUCCUCCAGAUUUCCUGGAGAGGUUUCUUCCAAGAGAAAUAGACAUCUUAGCCAAAGUGAAUCACCGAUCCAUCAUCAAAACCUAUGAAAUCUUUGAAACGUCAGAUGGCAAGGUUUACAUUGUGAUGGAGCUGGGUGCCCAAGGGGAUCUACUGGAAUUCAUCAAGACCAAAGGGGCGAUGCCUGAAGACAUCGCACGGAAGAUGUUCCGUCAAUUAUGCGCUGCCAUUAAGUACUGCCAUGAUGCCGACAUUGUCCACCGGGACUUGAAAUGUGAAAACCUGCUUCUGGAUAAGGAUUAUCACAUCAAGCUUUCGGACUUUGGCUUCUCCAAACGCUUGACUCGCGAUGAAGAAGGCAAAAUUGUCCACAGCAAAACCUUCUGUGGCUCUGCAGCUUAUGCCGCCCCGGAAGUGCUACAAGGCAUCCCCUACGAGCCCAAGGUUUACGACAUGUGGAGCCUUGGCAUCAUUCUGUACAUCAUGGUCUGUGGCUCCAUGCCUUACGACGACUCAAACAUUCGGAAAAUGCUGCGGCUACAAAAGGAACACAGAGUGCAUUUCCCCAAGUCCAAAAACCUGACGGUGGAAUGCAAAGAUCUGGUUUAUCGCAUGCUCCAGCCCGAUGUUAACCGUCGGCUUCGCAUCGAAGAGGUCUUGAGCCACGUCUGGAUGCAGCCUCUUAGAGCCAGGGCUGUUUCGACAACUUCUGUUGCAAAAAACGGAGAGUGCUCCCGGACUGUGGGUGAGCAGAAGUCAGACCACAAAACAGAAAUGGAAGCCAGCAAUAAAUCCGAGUCCAAAUUGGUCACACCAGCCCGCCUGGAAGCAGUAGAAGAAGUAGAGGAACAGUUUGAGAAGGAACAGCAAGACAACAUGGAAGAGAUGCUGGCCCAGUUUCAGGACACAGACAUCUAA
Messenger RNA from Rhineura floridana, 1059 nucleotides. RefSeq names its product testis-specific serine/threonine-protein kinase 1-like. Gene Ontology annotation, biological process: intracellular signal transduction; protein phosphorylation; microtubule cytoskeleton organization. Bases 1 to 1059 code for a protein of 352 amino acids. Gene Ontology annotation, cellular component: cytoplasm. Gene Ontology annotation, molecular function: ATP binding; tau-protein kinase activity; protein serine/threonine kinase activity. Lineage: Eukaryota; Metazoa; Chordata; Lepidosauria; Squamata; Rhineuridae. The transcript has a single exon. The record is from RefSeq and is a predicted model, not a curated record.